UGGCUGGCUCCGCCCGGACUACUUGCCGGGGGGAGUUAGUCCCGGCAGCGACCAUUCGGCAAUUUGGUUGCCUCUGCCACCGCCAUUUCGAGAGCCGCCGCCGCCUCAGCGUACCGGGGCUGUGGGCAGCUCGGUCCUGCGCCGCCCGCUUCAGCGAGCGGGCCUCUCCGCGACCGCGGCCCUUCCGCUGCCUCCACCGGAGCCUCACCGGCCCCCUUUCGCCAUGGCGACCUCCGUGGGGAACGUGGCCGACAGCACAGAACCAACGAAACGUAUGCUUUCCUUCCAAGGGUUAGCGGAGUUGGCUCAUCGUGAGUAUCAGGCAGGAGACUUUGAAGCAGCAGAGAGACACUGCAUGCAGCUUUGGAGACAAGAGCCUGAUAACACUGGUGUGCUUUUAUUGCUAUCCUCCAUUCACUUCCAGUGUCGCAGAUUGGACAGGUCUGCUCACUUCAGCACUUUGGCUAUUAAACAGAAUCCACUGUUGGCUGAAGCCUACUCGAAUCUGGGCAAUGUGUACAAGGAACGUGGACAGCUCCAAGAAGCAAUUGAACAUUACAGACACGCACUGCGCCUCAAGCCAGAUUUCAUUGAUGGAUAUAUUAAUUUGGCUGCUGCACUGGUAGCUGCAGGUGAUAUGGAAGGAGCAGUACAGGCAUAUGUAUCUGCCCUUCAGUACAACCCUGACUUGUACUGUGUUCGUAGUGACCUGGGGAACCUGCUCAAAGCCCUGGGUCGCUUGGAAGAAGCCAAGGCCUGUUACUUAAAAGCAAUUGAGACUCAACCAAACUUUGCAGUGGCUUGGAGUAAUCUUGGCUGUGUGUUCAAUGCCCAAGGAGAAAUUUGGCUUGCCAUUCAUCACUUUGAAAAGGCUGUAACACUUGACCCAAAUUUUUUGGAUGCUUACAUCAAUCUGGGAAAUGUCCUGAAGGAGGCAAGGAUAUUUGACAGAGCUGUGGCAGCUUAUCUACGAGCCCUGAGUUUGAGUCCCAACCACGCGGUCGUGCACGGCAACCUUGCCUGCGUGUACUACGAGCAAGGACUGAUAGACCUGGCAAUAGACACCUACAGGAGGGCUAUUGAGCUCCAGCCCCACUUCCCUGAUGCUUACUGUAACCUGGCCAAUGCCUUGAAGGAGAAAGGCAGUGUGGUAGAAGCAGAAGAAUGCUACAAUACAGCUCUUCGACUUUGUCCCACUCAUGCAGAUUCUCUCAACAACCUGGCAAACAUCAAACGGGAGCAGGGGAACAUUGAGGAAGCUGUCCGUCUCUAUCGGAAGGCUCUUGAGGUUUUUCCAGAGUUUGCUGCUGCACAUUCAAAUUUAGCAAGUGUCCUGCAACAGCAAGGAAAGUUACAGGAAGCUCUGAUGCAUUACAAAGAGGCCAUUAGAAUCAGCCCUACGUUUGCAGAUGCUUAUUCUAAUAUGGGAAAUACUUUGAAGGAGAUGCAGGAUGUGCAAGGAGCUCUACAGUGCUACACCCGUGCCAUUCAGAUAAACCCAGCUUUUGCUGAUGCCCACAGCAACCUGGCCUCUAUUCACAAGGAUUCAGGGAAUAUACCAGAAGCCAUUGCCUCUUACCGCACUGCUCUGAAGCUGAAACCUGAUUUCCCAGAUGCCUACUGCAACUUGGCCCACUGUUUGCAGAUUGUCUGUGACUGGACAGACUAUGAUGAGAGAAUGAAGAAGCUGGUUAGCAUUGUAGCUGAUCAGCUGGAGAAAAACAGACUGCCUUCAGUCCAUCCACACCAUAGCAUGCUGUAUCCCCUUUCUCACAGUUUUAGGAAGGCUAUUGCUGAGAGACAUGGAAAUCUGUGUUUGGACAAGAUUAACGUUCUGCACAAGCCGCCGUAUGAGCAUCCCAAGGAUUUGAAGGCCAGUGAAGGUCGACUUCGUAUUGGCUAUGUGAGCUCUGAUUUUGGAAAUCAUCCAACCUCACACCUAAUGCAGUCAAUCCCUGGCAUGCACAACCCAGACAAAUUUGAGGUAUUCUGUUAUGCUCUGAGUCCUGAUGAUGGUACAAACUUCCGUGUAAAAGUGAUGGCCGAAGCGAAUCAUUUCGUUGACUUAUCUCAGAUACCAUGUAAUGGCAAAGCAGCAGACCGCAUCCAUCAGGAUGGGAUACACAUUCUCAUCAAUAUGAAUGGUUACACCAAAGGAGCCCGAAAUGAAUUAUUUGCCCUGAGACCAGCACCUAUUCAGGCGAUGUGGCUGGGGUAUCCUGGAACCAGUGGGGCAUUGUUCAUGGAUUAUAUCAUCACAGAUAAAGAAACUUCCCCAGUUGAGGUGGCUGAGCAGUAUUCAGAGAAAUUGGCUUACAUGCCAAAUACUUUCUUCAUUGGAGACCAUGCCAACAUGUUCCCCCAUCUGAAGAAAAAAGCAGUCAUUGAUUUCAAGUCCAAUGGUCAUAUUUAUGAUAACAGAAUUGUUUUGAAUGGCAUUGACUUGAAGGCUUUCCUUGACAGCCUCCCUGAUGUCAAGAUUGUUAAGAUGAAGUGUCCUGACAGUUGUGACAACGCUGAUGGCAAUGCUGCCCUCAGUAUGCCCGUCAUUCCCAUGAACACAAUUGCAGAAGCUGUGAUUGAGAUGAUUAAUCGUGGGCAAAUUCAGAUAACUAUCAAUGGAUUCAACAUCAGUAAUGGAUUAGCAACUACUCAGAUUAACAACAAGGCAGCAACUGGCGAAGAAGUUCCACGAACUAUAAUUGUUACUACCCGUUCCCAGUACGGCUUACCGGAGGAUGCUGUAGUGUACUGCAACUUCAACCAGCUGUAUAAGAUUGAUCCUUCCACUUUACAGAUGUGGGCUAAUAUCCUAAAAAGAGUUCCGAACAGUGUGCUCUGGCUGCUGCGUUUCCCAGCUGUAGGAGAACCUAAUAUUCAGCAAUACGCACAAAACCUGGGUCUUUCCCAAAACCGAAUAAUCUUUUCUCCUGUUGCCCCCAAAGAAGAACAUGUGAGGAGAGGGCAGUUGGCUGAUGUCUGUCUAGACACUCCACUUUGCAAUGGGCACACGACUGGGAUGGAUGUUCUCUGGGCUGGGACUCCCAUGGUCACUAUGCCAGGUGAGACUCUUGCAUCCCGAGUUGCCGCCUCCCAGCUUACUUGCCUGGGUUGUCUUGAGCUCAUUGCCAAAAGUAGGCAGGAGUACGAGGAUAUCGCUGUGAAACUGGGAACUGACCUGGAAUACCUGAAAAAAAUCCGCGGCAAAGUCUGGAAGCAGAGAAUAUCCAGUCCUUUGUUCAACACAAAGCAGUACACAAUGGACCUGGAGCGGCUUUAUCUUCAGAUGUGGGAUCACUACGCUGCUGGCAACAAACCGGACCACAUGAUCAAGCCAGUUGAGGCCAGCGAGUCCGCAUGAAGGAGGGCUUCUGCCUGCCCACCCCACAACUCUCCGGGAACUGAGCCUCUCAAACACUUCUGCAGAGAUGAUGAGCUAAAAAACUGUGCAUUUCUACUUAAUCUGCCUGGUACUCUGUGGCUGAAGUAAUACACGAUGGUGAUUAAAGCACAGCCAGACUUAUUUCUUGCAUGAUAGGGAAAGACUCUAUAGAGCCUGGGAUCCUUUUAUUCCAUGAGGAAUUUGAGUGGGAUUGAGCCGUGUACACGUGAGCCAGUGUGUGUGAGUGACAUAGUGGUUGCUGGGGGAAGUUUGAACUGCCCAACCGAUUAUGAUUUCAUGGAUUGAUUUAAUCUUCCUACGAAUCUCUCUCCUUUUAUGUGGAUUGGGAACUGGAGCAUUUUAACGUUUGAUUAUUUUUUUUUUGGGGUACUCCUGUUGGUAGAUGUGUGGUUCUCUCAUGACGAGAUUUCCAGCUAACGAGUGUUGCUCCCUGCAUUAAUUUCUAAACUGUGUGGACUGAAAGGGCAUAUUUGCUGGUGUAGUCUUUUUUUUUAUAGGUUUUAUAAACCACUGAAGCCUAUAUCAGCCUUUUAAUGUUUUGACGUCUGUUUUGGGGCUCUCUGUAACGUGUUGGUUUAGAUAAGGACUCGGGGAAGGGGGGAAGGGAGGGAUUUGUUUCUUUUUAAGCUUCUCCUCUCAGUCUCUAAUUGGCUCCAUGACGGCAGCUCCUGUUCAGUUGAAAAAAAAAAACAAAACACAUUUGAUUUGAAAUGAAAUCUUCCCCACAAGUGUUUGAGGUAAACACAAACUGGUGCCAAAUACAGAUCUUUCAGGAAUGAUUGUUAAUUAUGUAUAGAGGUGCAGUCCUAGGUACUGUAGCAAAGACUUUAAACACAACAACAACAACAAAAAAAUAAAUAAAGCUUUGGUUUGCCACUUUGA
This is a messenger RNA of Calidris pugnax (ruff), 4285 nucleotides long. RefSeq names its product O-linked N-acetylglucosamine (GlcNAc) transferase (gene OGT). Gene Ontology annotation, molecular function: protein N-acetylglucosaminyltransferase activity; protein binding. The record is from RefSeq and is a predicted model, not a curated record. NCBI's taxonomy places the organism in Eukaryota, Metazoa, Chordata, Aves, Charadriiformes, Scolopacidae. The transcript is spliced from 22 exons. Gene Ontology annotation, biological process: protein O-linked glycosylation. The coding region runs from base 224 to 3361 and encodes 1045 amino acids.